AUGAAUAUGAUGGGCAAACGUGUGAAUUAUGCAUGCCGAUCGGUGAUUACACCGGACCCGUAUUUGGACGUUGAUGAAAUUGGUAUUCCUGAAUUGUUUGCGAAGAAAUUGACAGUUACGGAGUGGGCCAAUGCGAUAAAUUUGCCAAAAUUGCGAAAAAUGAUCAAGCGUGGUCCAGAUUCGCAUCCCGGAUUUUUUUUUUAUGUGGGAAAUGCGGAAGCGCCAAGAAUAAGAAAACCUGGUGGAUUUACACAGAUUUUAUCGAAACAAAAAUGCAAUGAGCGGAAUGCAGCUGCAAAGCGACUUCAGCCGGGCGAUAGCUCGCGGCUACCAUAUCCAUUUCAGGUACUAAGACAUUUGGACCGUGGUGAUUUGAUGUUGAUGAAUCGGCAACCAUCGCUGCAUAAGCCAUCGAUGAUGGGACAUCGAACUCGUGUACUCAAAGGACAGCGAGCAUUGCGCCUCAAUUAUGCGCCCUGUAAAGCCUACAAUGCGGAUUUUGAUGGUGACGAAAUGAAUGGACAUUUUGUGCAAAAUCGAAUUGCGCAGACUGAACUUGCUGAAAUCGCGAAUGUUGGAUCGAAUUUUUUGGUACCAAAGGACGGGACACCAUUACUGGGUCUUAUCCAGGAUCAUGUGGUAUCUGGAGUGCUAUUGACAAUACGUGGGAGAUUUUUCUGCAAAGAAGAUUUCAUGCAUUUGGUACUGUCCGCUUUCGCCGAAACCACGCAGCGACUUAUCAUUCCUCCACCAGCAAUGCUUAAACCAAGGAUGCUAUGGAGCGGCAAGCAGGUAAUCGUGUUUUUCAUAAUUUUUGGUCUGAACCUAUCUUUGAUUUUUACGAAACUUUGCUGA
Messenger RNA from Gongylonema pulchrum, 855 nucleotides. Lineage: Eukaryota; Metazoa; Nematoda; Chromadorea; Rhabditida; Gongylonematidae. The record is from the annotation of a GenBank genome assembly.